AUGGUCAGCAAUCCCAUGGGUUUAGAAGGUAGAAGAGGGGGAGAGGGACUGCUGGAAGAAGUCUUCUGGGAGAUCCUCAUCUUCAUGGUUGAGAGGGGGUCCUGGCCCAGCUUCUGGGGGCUGUGUCUGAGAGCUCAGGCAAUGAUUGAAUGGCAUCUCCGGCACAGCUGGAUGAUCACCAACAAUCCUAUCAAUGUUCUGAUGAUGGAAGAGAGGAGUUUGAAGAACUCAUGGUUGAAAUUUGGGUCAGUAGAGAUUGUAGGAGGCAUUCAGUUUCUCAGCACAAUUGGGCCUGAGAAAGAGAAGUCUAAGCUUCAAGCUAAUUAUUAG
Guyanagaster necrorhizus is the source of this 330-nucleotide messenger RNA. RefSeq lists its product as uncharacterized. The transcript is spliced from 3 exons. NCBI's taxonomy places the organism in Eukaryota, Fungi, Basidiomycota, Agaricomycetes, Agaricales, Physalacriaceae. The record is from RefSeq and is a predicted model, not a curated record. Bases 1 to 330 code for a protein of 109 amino acids.